This is a messenger RNA of Trematosphaeria pertusa, 3984 nucleotides long. Its product is annotated as sensor histidine kinase-like protein/response regulator. The transcript has 5 exons. Gene Ontology annotation, molecular function: histidine phosphotransfer kinase activity; phosphorelay sensor kinase activity; protein binding. Gene Ontology annotation, biological process: phosphorelay signal transduction system; protein autophosphorylation. The record is from RefSeq and is a predicted model, not a curated record. Lineage: Eukaryota; Fungi; Ascomycota; Dothideomycetes; Pleosporales; Trematosphaeriaceae. Bases 157 to 3723 code for a protein of 1188 amino acids.
CAUCCCUCUCCGCGGUGACGAUGGAACUACGCAAUUGGCCAGGGCGCGCUUGCCCGCCACCACGAGUCGGCCCUCUGGACAGCAAUAAUCACUGGAAGAUGAGCCGUGCGUGCCUGAAAACACUGCAGGUGGGCGUGGGUUCGCGUGCUCCGCAAAAUGGCCGCCUCCCCUGAAGCUGUACGAGAACGCGACCUGCAGAGGUUCCUCCAGCCAUGGCUGGACGCGCAGAGCCUGGCCUAUACCACCCUCACCUACAGAGGCUACCAGCCGCGAAGCUCCCGCGACAAAGCCCUCACUGCCUUCGCCCAGCUUGCCGCUCUGCGCUUAGAUGUCCGCCGGGCCAUGGUCUCGCUCAUAGACUCGAGUCGCCAGUACGUCCUUGCCGAAGCCACCAGGACCCUUUCGCUGUUCACUCAGAGCGCUGAGCGCGCGGAGGAUGAGAUAUGGCUCGGCAAUACCAUCAUAGCGAAAGCGGAGGCCAUGUGUCACCAUACCUUCGGCUCUACCUAUUCGGCUCCGGAAGAGGACGGGGACACAUAUCUGGCAGACGCCCUGGUCAUCCCGGACUGUCGCGACGACCCUCGCGUCUCAGCAUUCGACUAUGUUACGAGCGAGCCUGGUGUGCGCUUCUACGCAAGCGUUCCUAUUAUCACCAAGGCAGGACACAACAUAGGGGUUUACGCCGUGUCUGACGAUAAGCCUCGCCACGGUCUGAGUGCUUCCGAGGUCAGGUUCAUGCAGGAUGUCGCCGCCGCCGUUAUGGAACACCUGGAGCUGGCAAAGGACAGUGACGACCGCAACAAAGGGGAACGCAUGGUCCGCGGUCUUACUGAGUUUAUCGAGCGGUCUUCGAGGCAGGAAGCUCGCGGCACUGGCAACCGGCCCACGACAAUGGAGAAGCAAACCGAGAACGCUCGGCUUCAGGCAAUUGCAGACGAGGUCCACGCUGGCGGAAUGGCGCCCACCACGAGGCAGCCACAGCGCAAACACGAGACGGAACAGGAAUCGGAUUCCGCACAGAUGUUCCAACGCGCCGCACGCAUUAUACGCCAGUCCACGCGCGCAGAUGGAGUUGUCUUCUUUGACACGUCGGCCGCGCGUAUCAGUCAUCAUGUCCUUGAGGCUUCCAGUGCAACAGCGAGCAGCGAUGAGAAUUCGUAUUCUUCGACAACUGGCUCUACAAGGCGGAGACGGGAUAAAGGUGGUACGCCAUCAACCAACGGAACCAGUACCGCCACUGAAGGAUCUGGGAGCAGUCUGGGCAUUUUGUCAGAUGAUGAUAGCAAAUGCUGUCCGGUGGUUGGGCUAUCCCUGCAUUUCGAUGCCGCAACUGUCUGCGAGGAAGACUUUUCUUUUACGGAAGCGUCCAUGGAUCGCUAUAUUCGUCGAUACCCCUAUGGUAAAUUCUUCAAUUUCGAUGCUGAAGGAAUAGGAAUCGCUUCGAGCGACGAACCGUCGGAGAGAUCUGAACCAGAGCAUUCAGAGAAACUCGUUACAUCGAAUGGAGCACCGCGAAGACCGAGGAAAAGAAAAGAGCGAUUCAUCCCAACCGAGUUUCUGAAGGUUCUUGCCAACGUCAGAAGUCUUAUUUUUCUACCGCUCUGGGACCCAGCAUCAGAGAGAUGGGUGGCUGGCGGCUUCAUCUGGACCAUGGCCACUGGACGGCUGAUGAGCCCUGAGAAUGAGCUUCCCUAUUUGAAGGCGUUCGGCAAUACUAUUACGAGCGAAAUUGCGCGCAUGAAUGCCCAAAAGUCCGACCGCGCUAAAAGUACCUUUAUCGCCUCAAUAUCGCACGAGCUGCGCUCUCCGCUGCAUGGCAUUCUAGGCUCCGUCGAAUUCUUGCGCGAUACAGUGUCCUCUGCCUAUCAACAGACGCUUGUCUCGUCAAUCGAAACCUGCGGCAAGACAUUAUUGGAUACGAUAGAUCACGUGCUCGACUAUGCGAAGAUCAAUAAACUGCGAAAUGCAGGCACCCGUCGAAAGCAGCGCGGUGGAGGGCGCAAGCUCCCUGCCGAUAACUCCAUCCUUGGCGUUACCACUGUCUUCAAUCUGGCACAGCUUGUAGAAGAGGUCUGCGAUACGGUCUGCGCAGGACACACGUUCCGCAAAACGCACGAUAUAUACAAUAUUGCCUUCCAUGAUCAAGGCAGUCGAUCGAGAGCCAAUAGCUCGAGAGAUGAGAAUGCCAGGUCCUCUGACCCCUUGUCUACCGAUCAAACCAAAGACCGAGUGGUGGUGACGUUGAAUGUCGCCCCCUUUCUUCAUUGGAUCGUUCGGUCUCAACCGGGGGCUCUACGAAGAGUUGUGAUGAAUCUUCUAGGUAAUGCAUUGAAGUACACGGAAACCGGAUUUAUCACGGUCUCGCUCCUGCAGGAUCAGGAGAGCAGAAACGAUCCGCAUGCGGUCGAGUUCACCUUAAUCGUUGAAGACUCCGGCAAGGGCAUGUCCACCGAGUUCCAGCAGACCAAGCUGUUCGCACCCUUCAGCCAAGAAGACCCUUUCGCAAACGGGACCGGCCUCGGACUCAGUAUUGUGAAGCAAAUCGUCGAAUCUCUGAAAGGCGAAGUAGGCGUCCAGAGUACUGUGAAUGUUGGUACGAAGGUCGUAGUGUCCCUGAAGCUUCCAACGGGAGCAGUGGAGCACGCCCGAACGAGUCAGACAUUGACUGAGUCUCCGAAGGAGCUGAAGGGCAUGACUACUAGCAUUAUUUUCCCCUCAGACAGUCUGGGCGGAGUUGGUGAAAAGUUGCGCGAGUCUAUGGUCAUGAGCUGCGUAGGCUUUUACAUGGAGACUUCCGAAGAGCUGGAUUUGGCUACUUUCCAGCCCGACUUCCUGCUCACGGAGCCGAUUUCACUCAUGCAAAUCAUAGAAAGACAAGCAGCAAACAACUCGGACGGGCCUGCUCUCGCUGUAAUCUGCGUCUGUACCGACCCCGCGGAGAAGACUGCAGUGGAAUCGCGAAUCCGACAAUAUUCAAAACUUGGCUGGGUUGUUGAGGUGGUUGCGCAACCAUGUGGCCCACGAAAAUUAGCCAAGAUUCUCCUAGACGGAAAAGAGCGCGCGUCACACAAAGUCGAGAGUAUACAGGUCAGCACAGAAUCUGGGCGUGGUACAGCGGACGAUCAGCAACCUCCUAGUGAACCAAAGGUCCCAGUUCGACGUAGUAUGAGUGACAUGGUCCGAGGAAGCAGCACCAUACCUCGCACCGUCGCCGGGCCUCAUUCACCUCUGAUAUCGGCCACCAUGCCCGUCGCAUCAACCGGUCUGCCACCCCUCGCCGAAUCAGACAUACUGGACACACCAGCGAGCGAAGGACCCAGCGAGUACUUCACACCCCGCGUUCUCCUCGUCGACGACAAUGCCAUCAACCUCAAGCUCCUCGUAGUCUUCGCGGGGCGCCAAAAUCUCCGCUUCGAAGAAGCCACGAACGGCCUGGAAGCGUUUGAGAAAUACAAGAGUGAAGCGCUGGCGUCCAGCCCGCCGUCCAAACCCUUCGACUUCGUGCUCCUGGACCUUUCUAUGCCUGUUAUGGGCGGCCUGGAGUCGACGCGCAAGAUAAGGCAGUUCGAGGACGAGCAUAACAUCCAGCGCAGCCAUAUUGUGGCGCUGACGGGCCUAGGGAGCGCGCAAGACCAGCAGGAUGCAGUGGAUGCCGGCGUCGAUAUGUAUCUCGUUAAGCCGGUCAAGUUUGCGGAUCUCAAGCGGUUGUUUGGGAGUAGGUGAUUAUACAUACGGUCAGCAGGGGGUAUACAUACGGACUUAGGCUUCGGUUUCAUGGGCUCGAUGAUGAUUGCUAGGACGCACUUUAGAUUAACGAGGUAUGCACUAUUGAGCUUGAGGGUGGGGAUGGCAGCCCUUGAUGGUGCACAGCGUUAUUGCGCAAGUUCCAUUGAAACCGUGAGCUUGAUGGCUACUCCUGUUCUUCCUCUCUGCUCUCGUCUUGUUAGCUUACAUAAGCACCAUCAUCAAACUACUCUGAAUCAA